This is a messenger RNA of Polyodon spathula (Mississippi paddlefish), 3447 nucleotides long. Its product is annotated as zinc finger and SCAN domain-containing protein 2-like. Gene Ontology annotation, molecular function: RNA polymerase II cis-regulatory region sequence-specific DNA binding; DNA-binding transcription factor activity, RNA polymerase II-specific. Gene Ontology annotation, biological process: regulation of transcription by RNA polymerase II. The record is from RefSeq and is a predicted model, not a curated record. Lineage: Eukaryota; Metazoa; Chordata; Actinopteri; Acipenseriformes; Polyodontidae.
CGAAGCAGAAUUCUGUGUGCCGCCAUGGACCGUGUGAAGAUGGAAUCAGUCCAGAUUAAAGAGGAGUUGCUUGAACUGGUCCCCAUUAGAGUGGACUUCUCUGGACUGGCUUCCGUCCCCAUUAAACAGGAGCUCUGUGAGAUGCAAUGCGACAGCAGCCAGCCAGACACCUGUGAGAUUAAACCUGAGCACAGUGAACUGGAGAUCCCCCAGACAGGAGAACCCCUUCCUGUGAAACGAGAAGAGGUGCUGGAGAUUGUCCGUAUUCAACGGGAGCCCCCAGACCUGGAGUUUAACCUCGUGGAACCAGGGAAGGAAGAAUCCGAGGACUUCAAACCCAACACCCCCGAGCUGGAGCCUGUACCCCUGCGGGGGUGCAGCGUGGUGCUGGAGAGGAUGUGCGCGAGAGGGCGAGGCGCUGGAGAGGAAGGCUCUCCCGACAGCGCGCAAGGAGGCCGAGAGGAAGACGGGCGCUCCCGUUCAGAAUGCAGUCUAGCGGGUUCCAGUCCAGCAGCUAAAGCGAGGGCGGGCGGUGAAGAAUAUCCUGACUGUGGGAAGAGUUUCAGUCACUCGGGAGACCUGAAAAGAAACCAGCGAAUUCACGCAGGAGAGAAACCGUAUCGCUGCUCUGACUGUGGGAAGAGUUUCAGCAGUCACCUUGUUUCACACCAGCACCCCGAAUCCCUGAAAAAACACCAGCGAAUUCACGCAGGAGAGAAACCGUAUCGCUGCUCUGACUGUGGGAAGAGCUUCAGACACUCAGGAUCCCUGAAAAAACACCAGCGAAUUCACACAGGAGAGAAACCGUAUCGCUGUUCUGACUGUGGGAAGAGCUUCAGACACUCAGGAUCCCUGAAAAAACACCAGCUAAUUCACACAGGAGAGAAACCGUAUCGCUGCUCUGACUGUGGGAAGAGUUUCAGUAACUCGGGAAACUUGAAAGAACACCAGCGAAUUCACACAGGAGAGAAACCGUAUCGCUGCUCUGACUGUGGGAAGAGUUUCAGACACUCAGGUAACCUGAAAGCGCACCAGCGAAUCCACACAGGAGAGAAACCGUAUCGCUGCUCUGACUGUGGGAAGAGUUUCAGUAACUCUGGAAACCUGAAAGAACACCAGCGAACUCACACAGGAGAGAAACCGUAUCGCUGCUCUGACUGCGGGAAGAGUUUCAGACACUCAGGAUCCCUGAAAGCGCACCAGAGAGUUCACGAUAAACCGUAUCGCUGCUCUGACUGUGGGAAGAGUUUCAGUCACUCGGCAAACCUGAAAAAACACCAGCGAAUUCACACAGGAGAGAAACUGUAUCGCUGCUCUGACUGUGGGAAGAGUUUCAGACACUCAGGAUCCCUGAAAAAACACCAGCGAAUUCACACAGGAGAGAAACCGUAUCGCUGCUCUGACUGUGGGAAGAGUUUCAAUCAGCUGGCAACCCUGAAAACACACCAGCGAACUCACACAGGAGAGAAACCUUAUCGCUGUUCUGACUGUGGGAAGAGUUUCAGUCACUCGGGAAACCUGAAAAAGCACCAGCGAAUCCACACAGGAGAGAAACCGUAUCGCUGCUCUGACUGUGGGAAGAGUUUCAGUAACUCUGGAAACCUGAAAGAACACCAGCGAACUCACACAGGAGAGAAACCGUAUCGCUGCUCUGACUGCGGGAAGCGAUUCCGUUUUAAAGAAGCCCUUCAAACUCACCAGCCAGCUCACAGAGGAGAGAAAGCCUGUGCCCAGAAAGACACGCGUCUUCGAUUGAAUGAUUACGCAGCAGUUUUACGCAUCCAAAAAAGAAACAAAAAAACGGAAGUGGAAACCCUAGCGUCUGUUGUUUUUGGAAACAAAACAAAACCGACCAGAAGAGGAAUCGGUGAAACCAGCCGAUCCCCCCCACCCCCCCUUGCAGUGAAGAUGGACCUGAGCGUGUCCGUGUCCUUCUUCAAAGACGAGCUCGGUCCCAGCAUCGAGCAGGCGGUGCAGGCGGCGGUGGAGAGCGUCCUGCGCGAAAUCUCCAAACUGAUCGGCGGCAGGCUGGUCGGUCUGCAGGCGGAGCUCGCCGAAGCCGCCAACGAAAACCGGAGCCUGAGACGCAGGCUGAGAAGAUCGGAGGGCGAGCUGAAAUCGGUGCGGGAACGGGAGCGCACGGUGGUCAGACCGGCUCCCCGGUUCGACGAGCAGCUCGGCGCCCCGGCGUGGGGGAGCACCCCGGUUUGCACCCCGCUGCAGCAGCAGCAGCAGCAGCAGCAGGACCGCGCCGGGGAGCCCUCGGUCUCAUUCCUCGGUGACGCGAACGGGACCGGGAGCGAGUACACCGCGGCCGGUUUUGCCCGCUGUCUGCCGGUGUUGAUGAGCCGGGACUGCGCCGGGGACGCGGCACCGCUCGCAGAAAGGGAGACGUCCCAUCUUAUAAUCCAGGCGGACGGUACCGAUCGGAGUGUAUCGAUCAGGGACGAUGAAUUCCCGCGGAUCGAUGACCUGUGGGGAGGGGGGUGCGGCGGCGUGGUUGUCGGCGGUGCAGACGCAGUCCCAGAGAAGCAGCUGUCCUGUCCCAGCUCCAGCUCCACGGAACCCAUUUACAUCAAGGAAGAAAUCCCACAGGUGCAGCUGAUCACCGUCAAAGAGGAGAUUCCCGGACUGGACCCUGAGCCCUGUGAGGAGGAGGAGAAGGAGGUCCGUUCCAUCGGCACAGCCCGCCGCUCUGACGCAGCAAGCGGCUUCCAGGACCCGUGUUCGAGCCGGGAGAUUCGCGGCGCCUUCGCGGCCGACGGGUUUGCUGCUAGGAGGCGCUUGCAGAGCCCCGCGAGGGAGCUUCCCAACUCCUGUGACGAGUGUGGGGCCACGUUCCUCUACUCGAGCUCCUUGAAGAGGCACCAGCGGAUUCACACCGCGGAGAAACCGUAUCACUGCGCGGUCUGCGGCAAGAGCUUCAAGACGGGGGGAAACCUCCGCACGCACCAGCAGGCUCACAGAGGGAAGAAACCGUACCGCUGCCUCGAAUGCGGCAGCAGCUUCAUCCGCAUGGGGACCUUGAACAUCCACCAACGCAUUCACACCGGGGAGAAGCCCUAUCACUGCACUGAGUGCGGGAAGAGCUUCAGGCAUUCCGACUGCCUGAAGAAGCACCAGCGCAUUCACACCGGGGAGAAGCCCUAUCGCUGCACUGAGUGCGAAGAUCGCUUCAGCCGCCUGGACUAUCUCAAGAAACACCAGCAGGUCCAUAAAGCGAACUGAGCACUCAAACCUUCCAUACAAACAAUCUGUAGAGUGUAAGGGUAUCUCAUUAGCGUGGUGUUAGGGGUGGCUGUGAGUGAUUGAUUAUUUUUUUAAGUGUUUUAGAAAAUGUGAUUUGUCUCGCGUUGCAAGUGACCUGAAUAGACCCGUUUUAACCCUUAGCGGUCCCUUUAUUCAGCGCUCGUCAGGCGGGUCUGGUCCAGUUUAUUUUCACACGCG